GCUCUCCCCCAACCAAACAAAGAGGGCAGGAGCUUUUCAAACAGGAGCUUUCCACAAAGUUGAGUAGUGCGGUGAGGACACCAGAGGAUGUUGAAGAACUGGUCUGCUCCCAGGUCUGUGCUGUCGAAGCCCGGCUGGAGAGAGCAGCAGUAUUAGCACUGGUUUAAUGCCUUCCUCCAAAAGGGUUGUGGUGAUCUCUCCUGGUUUCCUGCAUGUAGAUACUUAAGCGGUGAAGGACUGUGAAGAGCCUGCAAGUUCUGAAGCAGUGAAGAUUUUGGAACUGGGGGCCAUGAAGCGGCUUCCAUAGAUUGCUUGUUGCAUCUCUUGUGACUUGAAGGGAAGGGGUCACAGAACUGCACAGUGGACUGCACAGUGGACCUGCCUCUCUCAUCCACCAGAGUGACCCUGAAAUAUCUUUGCCUUCAGGAAUCCUGCCGCAUUCCAGUGGUGGCACCGAGACUGACUAGAAUCUGAUGACAAAGGAUACUGAACCAGGCACUAUGGGUUCCCAUCUGUCUGCUUGUUUAACUCAGUGCACAAAUAUACCAGUGACAAUCACGAACAGCUAUAGAAGUCUUAACUAGAACUGGAUUUACAGAACCAGCUAGUUACAGGCAGUGGGUUGUUGUGCUCAACAGCCAAAGUCUGAAUCUAGCCGUUCCACUCCUAGUAGGUUAACAAUCCUCCAGUCCCCUGCCCCUCAAAAAGAGGGAAUCGUAUAAUUGACACCAAAGAGAUAGCAAAAGUACCCUAUCCAACAUGCUGGGCCAGGGUGCUUUGGCAGAUUGCACUAUUUAAUAUCCUGUGGCAGCAGGGGCCAUUCUUAACAGUGCCUGGAGCCCUGGUAAACAGCGUAAUACAUUUUAGGGUGUUCCUUUCUUCUGUAUAUUUCAGUUGCUUCUCUUCAAAGAAGAGGCAAGAGACAGCGACCCCACUCUGCCCAGGGGUCUUGAACUUCCCCCUCACACCCCUCGUUAUCCUUUUCUCUUUCUAUCCACCCAAAGGCUGAAGAUAGCCAGAUGAGACAUAUCACAGGUGGGAUUUAGUGUGCUCUUAUCCUAUUUUGUGUUCACUGCACCAGGAUGGAUAGACUGUAAAUCCCUUUCCACAGGGCAGCGAGUGAAUCUUUUCCUACGUCAAGGCAAGACCUUGAUUGCAGUGCCUCUUUCUUCCCUGAUGCCUGAAGCUAGUACCUCCUUCCUUGUUCCCAAGAUGUUUAGUUAGAAACCUAAUUGCACACAGGCUCCCUAGUUUUGGAGCUGUGGUUAUCUCUGGCAGCAGCUAUAGUUAUUAUUGGCAGCCUGGGGCCAGGUCACUAGCAGAGGCUGAACAUCUUCACUGGAAGGGUACAGUGUAGCUGUUGGGGUUGGAGAUUUUUUCCCUGCAGAUAUUACUCCUGUGGCUGCUUGCCAAGUGCCCCUCUUCUCCACUGCUGCUGUGACAGCAGGAAUAUCACAUUGGUCCAUGAACAUGGCCCUGCCAGCUGUCCUUGCUAAGGAUGUAGCUGCAGAACACUAGACUAAAGGGUAGCUUGAGAGAGUAAUAGGCCAGCAUCCCUUGUCCUGCCAGGUGCCUGGGUGCACAAUGGGCCGCUUGGAUGACCACGCCAAGAAGCGGAUUGUAGAGCUGCGCAAAGCUGGGCUGAGCUUCCGCAAAAUCAAAAAGGUCCUGGAGCUGGACAACAUCCGAGUGACCCCCCAAGCCGUCUACCUGUUCCUGAAGCGAAAGAAUGUGGAGCCUGCCCAGUCCCCAACUGCCUCCCAUCCCCAGCCAGCCGUGGGCCGGGGGAACAGGACAAUGACCAUCAAUGGAUCUGGCUGGGAGGACGAACAGCUCUGGAACUUGCUGCAGGAAAAUGAGACUGAACAGAGCAAGCAGCUGGAGCCCGUGGGCAGUAGGCAGUCGGGUGCCAGGUCCCCAGUGACCCCUGGAGAAACUGUUGUGAGCUGUGAGAGGCUCUCCAUCCGUGACAACCAGGACAGCAAGGAAGGCAUCAAAAUUGUCAGUGUGACUUCACUGUGCAAGGACAGUGGGCAGUUUGGAAAUGUGUCUGCUGCACCAAUGGGCCCCUCUCCAGGGCCACAGCUGACCCCCAGUAAUAUCAAUGCAGGUGAUGACUGCUCUGUGACUCAACCCUCUCCUUUGAGCAGCCGCUCAGCUCUGCUUCCACCGGCAUCCUCCCAGCACCAGCUGAACAACAGGGGGAAAAUAUUUCUGCCCCCUGCCAGGAACCCAGCCUUAAUUGUGAAGAAGAAGAUUGUAGAUAGAGCCAUCCACCUCCAGAAAAAGGUGAACAUUCAGAACGGGCAGAAUCCAUCUGGCUCUACAAGUGUCCUGCCUUUUGUGGUAGGAGUGCAGCCAGGCAGCCAGCCUCCCAGGAUGAACCCAGCUACCAUGGCAGCUUCCACGAACCACCACACACAGGUCAAAGAUGCCAGCUCUCAAACUGUCCCGCUCAGUGGUGCUAGUCCUCUGGGCAGUCAGAACUCAGUGUGGGGAGGGCAGAUGCUUGCCAUCUCCCAGAACCCUCUUGCCAUUGUCGAGAAGCUGGAUGCACUACAUUCAGAGAUCCAGAAACUGACUCACACCAUGCAGGCUGUGCUAGAGAGGCAAUGCAGCAUGGAGCGCCAGCAGGAGCAGCAGCAGCGUUUCCAGCAAGAAGUGCUUAUGACGCUUCAGCAGCUCAGCUCCACAGUCAGCCACGGGACAGUGCCAGGAAACCAGCCCUGUGUCCCUUUCAGCAGCAUGGCAGAUCCCUCACCCACUGUACCAAACUUCAGCCAGUUCAAGAUGGAGAUCAUCUAAUGCAAGGUAAAGGCCAACAGGUCUCAGUGGGUCUAGGAAGGAGAGUGGCAGCAGGGACCAACUAGCAGAAGAUCCUAAGGGACAUGGGCAUUCUCACUGCAGAUUGCUCCUGACACUCUUCCUGCAAAGGUAGAAUGCUGGGCAGCCAGUACUACCUUGAGGCUUCAUCUGCUCUGAUCUAGUUAACCAGGAGCUGCUACCUGCUGGAAGAGGCACAUGCUGAUGGGAAGUUGUAACCAGCUUGUUUUAAAAGAAAGCCUUAAUUCUACUCCUCUGUGCAGCAAGUGAGUGCUGGCUUGGCCAGCAACAUACAGGGUCAAUUGCUGGGGUGUUCCAGCUUCAGUGCAGCAAAAACACAGUUAGGCUGUAGGCUCUCCUUUGCUCAGAGGAAACAUCUCUUAAUGUUUACACUCUUGGGGGAAUGAGCACCUGGAAAACCAGCCUGGGAGGACACUUCAUGCUUUUUCCUCUUACGAAUCUCAGUAAAGUCUGUAUGUGCUCUGGAACCUCCUGAACUCUGUUCCUGGGUAGGUUAAUUUGCACCACCAUCUCAUCUAUAGAGAAGUGCUUAUAUAGAAGUGCUGCUGACUUUCCGCCUGCCCCACUCCAGUACUGCUCAUGGAUGCCAGGGACUCAGCCCUGACCUUCAGCUAUCCCUGCUUACUCUGCUCUGUCAUGGCAACUAACUCCUCAGCUUAACACUGUCUGUUGCAAUAAUUCUGGUCCUCUUUGGAUGUGUCUACAUAUGCAAUUGCAGAGCCUGAAUAAACCGUGGAGCUUA
This is a messenger RNA of Gavialis gangeticus (Gharial), 3586 nucleotides long. RefSeq lists its product as uncharacterized. Lineage: Eukaryota; Metazoa; Chordata; Crocodylia; Gavialidae. The record is from RefSeq and is a predicted model, not a curated record. The transcript is spliced from 5 exons. Bases 1585 to 2805 code for a protein of 406 amino acids.